CCUGAUUCUAUGGCCUAUAAAUAGACUAUUUGAUUUAAUUGCGCCCUAGCAGCCAGUCCGACUGCCCUCUUAAUAUAUCACCGAUUUAUAAAAAGGAAACUUUCUUUGUUGGGUUGGUUAAUCUUAAUCUUAUAAAUUAGAAAAACUCGUGUCGUGCGUUUUUUCCACAGUUUCAGACUGUUCCAGGUGCCGUGUGCGCGGAUCGCAGUGAGGUCUCAGUCUGUGGUCUGACUUGGCGUGGUCCAGCCUCGGGUUUCGUCCCGUCUCCUCGGCGUCUCCCGUCGCUCUCGACUUGACUCCGGGUGAAAUGCUCUGGUAGUUUCCUGCGCCUCUUGUCGACAUGGAGCCCCCGGACUUCGAAGCCAUGAACUUUACGGUGGAGUCGGUGGCUCCGACGCACCCGCUCUGCACGGACUGGAGGGAGGGCGCCGAGGGCUCCGUGUUCCACCUCGCGCACAUCCUCCUCUUCCUCGGCUUCAUGGGCGGCAGCGGCUUCUACGGGCUCCUCUACCUGUUCACCUUCCUCACCCUGGGCUUCUUCUGCACCAGCCUCUGGGCUUGGACCGACCCCUGCACCACGGACUCUUUCCUGUGGAGUUUUGCGCUCUUCGCGGUGAGUUUGGGACAAGCGCUGCACGUCGCCUACAGGCUGAGGAGCGUCUCCUUCGACAAGGACUUCCAGGAGCUUUACAACACCCUGUUUAAAAAACUCGGGGUGUCGCUCACACAUUUUGGGAUGAUAGUGGAGAGCAGCGACGGAGAAGUCCACACCAUAGAGAAGGAUCACUGCUUCGCCAUUGAAGGGAAAACCGCGAUUGACAAGCUGUCGGUGCUCUUGUCUGGCAGAAUCCGUGUGACAGUUAACGGAGAGUUCCUGCAUUACAUCUACCCUUUCCAGUUUCUCGAUUCACCUGAAUGGGAUUCUCUCAGGCCGUCGGAGGAGGGCGUAUUCCAGGUGACCCUGCGUGCCGAUAACCGUUGCCGAUACGUGGCGUGGAGGAGGAAGAAACUCUACCUGCUCUUCGCUAAACAUCGCUACAUUGCCAAGAUCUUCGCCCUGGUUGUGCGCAAUGACAUCGCAGAAAAGCUGUACUCGCUGAACGACAAGGCGUUUGACAAGUCCGGGCACCGCUACGAUCUCCGCUUACCAAGUUACUGUCACGUGUCAGGGACCGAAUUAGAAAAGGCAGAUGGUCUCCUGCAAGUGCCAGUGCAGGGUGGAAGAGCUGCCUGAACAUUACUCACACACACACACACAUAACACACACACACUCGGUCUCUAAACAUGUGGAGCUGACUCACGUUUAGCCGUGGCGAAGAGGAGCAUUAGGUUGGACCAUGCUCUGGGGUAGACCGUCUGUGGUUUGAGUUUAAACAGAGGCCGAGCUUAAUUAAAUCACACCUCCACUACUCAGACAGGCAGUCUUUUCUUCUCAACAACCAUCCGUUUAAAUAUUAUUUGGCCACACAAGAGUGAAACAGAAAUAGAACAGUUUGUCUCUGAUUAAAAUCACUAACACACCAGAGAUGUAGUAAAUAUAGCUCAGCAGAGAUUGCAGAAGUGUGUGUGUAAAUGUGUGUGUGCAUGGUUACUAGUUGCAACACGGUAGGGGAAAGUUGAAGCAGUUAUGUUGUGAGGGACCUGGAUUCCUGUAGGCCUCAAAAAGCAAGUCCCCAAAAUCUAAAUUAUAUUUUAAAGUGGAUUUUAGAGUAAAGUUUAAGGCGAGGUAAAGUCAGGAAAUGUAAAUGAAUGUAAUCUAAGACUGUGUAGUUAAACUGAGCCUAAAGAGAAGCCAUUAUACCAAUAAGUAACUCUAGUUUUAGCAUUAAUUCAUGCUUCCUAAACUAAAACCAGCUCCUUCUCUGAAUGCACUGUGUAGUAGCCUGCGUAACGAAUAAGCCAAAUCAAUUGGCAGCUUCCAGUGUCUUAAUCUUAUGUAUGAUGUAUGGGAUUAGCUGUUGUCACCAACAAUGUAGUGUGCAAAUGUAACUGGUUAUCUUCUGCGUUGUGUUGGAUAAAUGAUGACGUGACACAUUGCGAGCUCUCAGAGGUGAUCUGCAUUUAUUCUGCCCGCUCCUGAUCCUAUGUGAAUACAACAUAUAUAAAGAGACGGGAGGAAAAUUAGUGACUUUUCAAACUGGUAAAAGUCACUUUGGCAUCACAUUUCACAAUCUUUGCACGUUAAGGCAGAAACAGAUGUUAUAAAGAUGGUUAAAACAAAAACACACACAAAAACUAUUUUAAAAAGACAGGAUUCAUUGAAAAAAGGAUAUAUGAGGGUGUAGAGAAAUAGCAGCUUCUAAGUGUUUUGACAGACAACCCUUUGUUAGUGAAAACAGAGUUUGUGCAAUUAUAUCAAAAUGUUUUCGUGUGGAUGUAACUAUGGUGUGUACUGUAUUGUCGAAAUAAAUUAUGCUUUAUUUUUUUGUGUAAA
This is a messenger RNA of Mugil cephalus (flathead mullet), 2435 nucleotides long. RefSeq names its product popeye domain containing 3 (gene popdc3). Lineage: Eukaryota; Metazoa; Chordata; Actinopteri; Mugiliformes; Mugilidae. Gene Ontology annotation, cellular component: sarcolemma. The record is from RefSeq and is a predicted model, not a curated record. The coding region runs from base 341 to 1234 and encodes 297 amino acids. Gene Ontology annotation, molecular function: cAMP binding. The transcript is spliced from 3 exons.